Chinchilla lanigera (long-tailed chinchilla) is the source of this 969-nucleotide messenger RNA. RefSeq names its product KIAA1143 ortholog. NCBI's taxonomy places the organism in Eukaryota, Metazoa, Chordata, Mammalia, Rodentia, Chinchillidae. The record is from RefSeq and is a predicted model, not a curated record.
AGCUGCCAUGAGCCAGCGGAACCGGGUGUCGUACGUGCGGCCCGCCGAGCCCGCGUUCCUGUCUCGCUUCAAGGAGCAAGUCGGCUACCGGGAAGGGCCCACCGUGGAGACCAAGAGAAUCCAGCCUCAGCUCCCAGAUGAAGAGGGUGAUCACAGUGACAAAGAAGAUGAACAGCCCCAAGUGGUGGUUUUAAAAAAGGGAGAUCUGACAGCUGAAGAAGUCAUGAAAAUUAAAGCAGAAAUAAAGGCUGCCAAAGCAGAUGAAGAACCAGCCCCAAGUGAUGGAAGAAUCAUGUAUCGAAAACCAGUCAAGCGGACCUCAGAUGAAAAAUACUCAGGUUUAACAGCAAGUUCAAAAAAGAAGAAGACAAAUGAAGAGGAAGUAAAUAAGCAGGAUUCACUUAAAAAAAGCUCACAAAAGCAAAUAAAAAAUAGCAGCCUCCUUUCCUUUGGCAAUGACGAUGAAAAUGAGUGAGCAUAAGCAUUUUAGUUUAGUCACCUUUGAAAGUAUAUGAAGUACUUUUUAAAAUAAUAUUUUCCCUGUGUUUUUUAAAUAACAUUUUUCCCAGUUAUAAAGUUUAUUAUAGAAAAUAUAGCAAAAAUAUAAAAUGAAAACUGUCUACCAUUGUUACCACUCUAACUAGAGAUACCAACUAUAGUGUAUAGAUGUUAACUACAAUUAAUGUUUAGUUUUUGUUUUGUAGUACUGGGGAUUGAACCCAGGGACUCUGGACUGGGCUAUACCCCCAGCUUUUUUAACUUUUUAAAUUUUGAGACAGGGUCUUACUGUAUCACUAAGUUGCCCAUGCUGGGCUCAAACUUGUGAUCCUCCUGCCUCAGCCGUCCAGAGUCCUGGAAUUACAAGCAGACAUCACCACAACUGGCUGCAGUUAGCUUUUUUUCCCCUUGUGUGGGUGUAUAUAUAUAAAUUAUAUUUUUAAAAUUAAACCAAGAAAGCCAGGUGUGGUA